Messenger RNA from Symbiodinium necroappetens, 453 nucleotides. The record is from the annotation of a GenBank genome assembly. NCBI's taxonomy places the organism in Eukaryota, Dinophyceae, Suessiales, Symbiodiniaceae.
AUGGUGCUCCGCUGGAUCGGCCUCGUGUCGCUCUUUGGCGCAGCGUCUGCGCUCAGUACAGGUGGCUGCGCAAGGGCUCUCGCCCACUGCGGCACUAUUCACGAAGGAGAUGUUGUUUACUACGAGGUCACGAAUCCAGACAUGCUGACUGUGAUUGCCGUCAACGUCGAUGGGGUCGUUGAGUGCCCCAGCUGGAUCUUCGAGAAUGUGCCGCAGGACAUGUGUCCGCUGAUCGCCUACCCUUACCUUGUGAGCUUGUUCGCCUACGCCGUGAUGAUCGCCUCUGCUGUUCUCAUGAUUGUGGGCUGGAUGGCCACAAUUUGCACAGACGAUAGCAGCUGCGUCUUCCGCGCUGCACUGGCGGGUUACUGGUUCUCAAACCUGGGAGCUUCGAUCUUUGCGGCCUUUGUGGUGCAGACGCUCCACUUCCACAUAGACGUAGGCGAAGGCCCA